AUGUCCGGUUUAUUCCUGAGUAUCUUGGUUUUUGGUGCAAUUGUAGAAAAUGUGAAAUACCUGGAUUGUUAUGUGUGUAAGAAAUCUGUUGAUGGGAUUCUAUAUCUUACUGCAAUCCACCUGAUAUAUAUGGAGGUUUCUGGGGUAGCCCGGAAAGAAACAUGGAUUGUACUGCAUCACAUUGCCAAUGUAGAGAAAUUGCCUAUCACUAGCCUGGGCUGUCCCCUUAUCCUCCACUGCAAGAACUUCUGGGUGGCCCACUUUGUUUUAGACUCUGACAUUGUGUGCCAUGAUGUUUAUAAUUUGCUGCUCAAUCUUUCUCAGCCAGCAUUACCUGAAGAUCUGUAUGCUUUUUCUUAUAAUCCCAAAUCCUCGAAAGAGAUGAAGGAAAAUGGGUGGAAACUGAUUGACCCAAUAUCAGACUUUGGGCGUAUGGGAAUACCCAACAGGUACUGGAUCAUAACAGAAGCCAACAGAAACUAUGAGCAGCAAAUGCUGCUCUCCCAGGUCUGGGACCUUUUCCUGUGGGGAGGCCGCAUGUCCUCUACAAAAUGCACUCCAUGCAUGGGAAGUGCUUCUUCCCAUGUGGUUCAUGGACCCCUUGGACCCUGCUGCCUGUUCCUGGAGAUUCCCCCUGAUUCCUCACCGGAGCACUGCCUGGUAUUAUUCUGGUAUGGUAUGUAUAACCACUGUGAUAAAGGGCUGCUGCUUAACAGCCUCCUGGAAAUUAAGAAGCAGAGAUAAAUGCUGGAGUCAGAUAUGCACAAACUAGAAAAGAAACUGCAAGCCCAUGAUGAGCCACCAAAAGAAGUCUGUACAUGCUCUCAAUUAGGGAAUUUAUUAUCUCAGCAUCUGGGAAGUUCUUUGACCAAUCCUCUUGACUUUAUGGGUAUUGAUGGAUACCUGAACACCUUGAUGGAGAAUGGCACCAUAUCCAGCAAAGGAGGCUUCCAGGCUCAGAUGGAUCAAGUGAAAAGACAGUGUGCAGACUUUCACCAUGACUGUUGUGGGAUCAUAGGCAGCCUUAGGGCCAUAAACAUUUCUGGGGAUAUGGGAUUCUCUGGAAACAUGGGUAUCUCUGAAUCGAGGGGCAUCUAUGGGGCCACAGGCAUCUCUGGCAACGUGGAUAUCUCUGAGACUAUGGACUGCUCUGAAAACAUCAGCAUCUCUGGGAGCAUGGGCAUCUUUGGGGACACAGGUAUCUCCAAGGCCAGCACAAAAGAAGCAGGCUGCUAUAAGCAACGGGAGCUUGAAACUCAUCACUUCCAUCCAAAUAGCAAGAAAAAAGUUGAACAAACUGAAGAUCCACAGCUUUUUUAAAGAUCCAUCAGAGAAUUUAGAUCACAGGACAAACUACUUUCUCCCAAAUUGGAGAGACAUGCAGAUACAGAGGAAUCACAGUUUAUCAGAGCAGAAAGCCAAGAAUAAAAACCUCCAUGUGAACCAG
Messenger RNA from Lynx canadensis (Canada lynx), 1447 nucleotides. It is a transcript of the gene MTMR8, whose product is annotated as myotubularin related protein 8. The record is from RefSeq and is a predicted model, not a curated record. Gene Ontology annotation, molecular function: phosphatidylinositol-3,5-bisphosphate phosphatase activity. Gene Ontology annotation, cellular component: nuclear envelope. Gene Ontology annotation, biological process: negative regulation of autophagy. NCBI's taxonomy places the organism in Eukaryota, Metazoa, Chordata, Mammalia, Carnivora, Felidae.